AUGCCUGCCGUUCCGACACUUAGGGCUGAAGUAAAUCAAUUACGAGUGUAUGCAUGGUUAGCGCUGCAGCUUUCGAUCACGGUUUCCGGUGUCAUUUUCAUAUGGCUACAAUCGAAAUCGGAAUAUCCGCUUCUUUCGGAUACGGGGAUGGUCGCUUUUGAUCUUGAUACUACCGAGGUUUCUCAUCCAGAUGGCUCGGAAAAGAAGUCGCAGCGGAUGAUGCGAAUUGAGCCAAAGGGUGAGGGGUGGAAGGUUGUCUUGGAUCGGGAAGGCAUGGACACCGAGGCUGGAGGACCGGGUAUUGUAAAGAGUCUCUCGAGACGUUUCACACCACCGUCCCAGAAUAGCCUGCGCCACUUUGGCUGGACACGGCCUUGUCGGUCGCCUGCUGUGCUCGCGCAUGCACCCACGCAAGCCGACAUCGAGGCCGACGAAGAGUUCAGUGAUUCAGAGUUGCUCCCAGCCGAAGAGGCGAAAUUGAAUAUCACAGACGCGGCAGCCGAGCAACUGCGCAACAUUUCGGUUCGAGAACAAGACGAAGAUGUAUCGCUGCGUGUAUUGGUCGAGUCGGGAGGGUGCCACGGAUACCAGUACAAGCUUGAAUUAACCUCGAAGCGUCAGCCGAGUGAUUACCAUUUCGUGAGGCCUCCAACUACGCCCGGAAGGACGAAUGGGAAUAGAUGGGUUGGUAAUUGUGCGAGAUGCGACCAGGGCUCGACGAUUGAUUUUGCAACUGAACUGAUUGGGAGCUCGUUCCGGGUCCAAAACAACCCGCAGGCGACUGGCAAAGGGUGUGGUUGUGGGGCACGGACAAUUACGUCAGCUGAGCUCAUCACUCCACAUGAUCGAACGACUCUGGCUCGCGGCGCGAUUCGCUCUCUCACGACCACCAUGCCCACUGUUCCUCGCACGUCCCCUGCGACGUUGAAUCCUGUUCCCGAACACUAUAUCCAUACUACUGCCGCUGGUGGAGAGUCCUUUGUCGGCCGUCCACUCAAUCUCGACGAUGGUUCCGCGGAUAUCCACCUCGCCCGACUACGCGCCUGGGGAUUCAACUGUCUUCGAUUUAUCUUUACCUGGGAGGCUCUAGAGCAUGAGGGACCAGGCAAAUACGACUAUGAAUACAUACAAUAUACGAUCCGAGUAUUACGACGAUGCAAAGACUUUGGUUUCCGUGUUUUCAUGGACCCACACCAGGACGUCUGGUCUCGCUUUACCGGUGGAUCUGGUGCUCCCUUUUGGACACUGCCCGCCUGCGGCCUCAACCCCCGACACAUCACGGCAACCCAUGCCGCCCUCCUCCAUUUCGAACAACCGGAUCCCUCCGCGUUCCCUGCCAUGGUAUGGAGCACCAACUAUGCCCGCUUCGCCUCGCAAACCAUCUGGACCCUGUUUUUCGCUGGCCGAGACUACGCUCCACGAUGUGUAAUUGAUGGCGUAAACAUUCAAGACUGGCUCCAGCGACAUUAUAUCAAUGCAUGUGGUGUGCUUGCCGAUGCCAUUCGCGAUGCAGGCGACCUUUAUGACUCUUGUAUCAUCGGCUGGGAUAGUAUCAACGAACCAGGCGAGGGGUAUUUGGGUCUGCAUGACUUGAACGUCAUCCCUCCCCACCAGUCUCUCAAGAAAACAACGUGUCCGACCCCAGCCCAAGGUAUUCGGCUCGCCAGCGGAAUAGCCCAAACUGUCGAAAACUGGGCGUUUGGCGCUCUAGGUCCCAAGCGAGACGGCUAUGUGACCAUUGACCCUGCCGGCCGGACCAUCUGGGCAAACCCGGACACUGAAGAAGAUGUGGGCGACGGUACUGGCGAUCGCAUCCACAAGCGGUGGGGUUGGAGACGUGCCGCAUCGUGGCCACUCGGGAAAUGCAUCUGGGCUCUUCACGGCGUAUGGGCCGGCCCGGACGUCACGGAUACCAAAUCAGGCGACAUACCCAUUCUCAAGCCCGACUAUUUCGAAAGACCCCCCUUCGAUCCAUCUCGCCAUGUUGUCUUUGUUGCCGACUACUGGCGGCCCCAUUUCAGGGACUACAUUGCCCGUAUUCGACCAUCUCAUCCCGAGUCCAUCUUUUUUGUCCAGCCGCCGGUGUUUGUACAGCCUCCCCCACUCGAAGACGAGGAUCUCUGUGGCCGAGGAGCCUACAGUUCGCAUUACUAUGACGGCCUGACCCUGAUGACGCGACACUGGAAUUGGUUCAAUGCCGAUGCCCUUGGCUUGCUACGAGGCAAAUAUUCCUCAGUUCUGGGUGCCCUUCGAAUCGGCGAACGCGCGAUCCGAAAUUCGCUACGUGACCAAUUAGGCAUGCUCAAAUCCGACGCACUCGAGAUUCUGGGCCAGUACCCAACGCUGAUUGGCGAAAUCGGCGUUCCGUUUGAUAUGGAUGCUAAAAGGUCUUAUGGACUCGAUGGGAACAGCAAGUACGUCGGCGACUAUACCGACCAGACUCGUGCGCUCGACUGUAGCUUGAACGGUGCGGACGGUAACAACGUCAUCAACUGGACUCUCUGGACCUACGCCCCAGACAACACUCACACGUGGGGCGAUGGCUGGAACCUGGAAGACUUGGCCCUGUGGAGCAUGGACGAUGCGAAUCGAGAUCGAGGCACGCAAGAGUUCCAGAUCGAGAGCUCGUCCGCCAACUUGCUCAACGGCGAAAAUCAAGACUCUCGGAACCGGAGUGAAUCGACACUCGGCACGCUCCGUGGUCCUGCUGGGCCAGCGGAUGCGCAACAGCCUCGACCCCAGAUGGACAUGUCGCUCAAGCCCACGUGCGCAAGCCCGGAUCCUGCGAGCCCCGUUGGGAUCUCGGCUGAUAAACUAUACGAUUUUGUGGUUGUUGGAGCCAGAGGUAUUGGAGCACUUGCGCGUCCCUGGCCGGUUGCGACCGUUGGCACGCCCACGUAUAUCGAUUUUAACAUCGCAAAGGCGACGUUUGAGCUCAAGAUCAAGGUCACGGGCAGUGAUCGUGCCUGGGGCGGAAAGGCUCCCAUUCGUUCGUCGUUGUCCGACUUGGGCGAGGACGACGAAGAGCUCUCGACUGAAAUUUACAUUCCUCUCGUCCAUUAUGCCGCCGACUCGGCGUUUGAUGGCGAAUCCCUACCCAACUGCGAAGAUGCACCUGGAUUGCCCAAGGUGACCGAGGAACCUCCUCGAUACCGAGACGACGACGAUUCGACGGUUGUCGGACACCUGCGACAAGAUAGCAAAUCUUCGGCCGACAGCGCGCCUGCUGUUAAGCGCCGACGAGCAACGACGACAACGCUCCGUCGACAACGAGCCGACACGACCAACACCCUCAUCCCCAUUCUCCCCAUUCCCUCGUCCGAACCAACCGCCACCUCCGCCUCUGCCGCCGCGAGCCCGACCACCCUCCCGAUCCCGCUUUCGGCCCAAAGCAUCAUGGGCACGCUCGUCGAGUCCGACAUGCUCGCUCUCGACGUCCAAGUAUCCGAGGGCAAAUGGGAGCUCGACGGACAAGUCUUGCGGUGGUGGUACGACGUCCCUGGAGAAGGCGAGCCCGAAAAAGAGUUGACCAUCAAGGUUCAGAGGCGCGGAGGACCGAUCAAGGGUGUUUUGCGAGGAUUCGGUGCGAUUUCUCCUGCUAGUGCUGCACGCGAGGGAGGACGAAGGUUCUGGGAUGUGUUGUGCCCGAACGGUGGAUGUGUUGUCGCUUGA
Rhizoctonia solani is the source of this 3672-nucleotide messenger RNA. RefSeq names its product Cellulase (glycosyl hydrolase family 5 protein). Gene Ontology annotation, biological process: ergosteryl 3-beta-D-glucoside catabolic process; iron-sulfur cluster assembly. Gene Ontology annotation, molecular function: steryl-beta-glucosidase activity; iron-sulfur cluster binding. The transcript has 10 exons. The record is from RefSeq and is a predicted model, not a curated record. The coding region runs from base 1 to 3672 and encodes 1223 amino acids. NCBI's taxonomy places the organism in Eukaryota, Fungi, Basidiomycota, Agaricomycetes, Cantharellales, Ceratobasidiaceae.